Molecule: messenger RNA, 1702 nt
Organism: Vitrella brassicaformis
Lineage: Eukaryota; Vitrellaceae
Source: the annotation of a GenBank genome assembly
GUGUGUGUCGCUCGGGGCUAGCUUUCGAGCCCGCAGAGACGCGAGCAAUCCCCACCCCCACACAUACUAGAUGGCACACACCGACCGAGCGCCCACCCCGCGCUCACUCGACUCACUCGACUCACUCGAGCUUGCCGUUUCAUGCCUUCUUGUCGUCGGUAAUGACUCGUUUGUCGACAGUGUACGUCUCGAGGGCCUCCUCGUCGAGCGAUAUGCCCAGCCCCGGGCCGGUGGGCAGGUGCACCAUCAGCAGACCGGACGCUUUCUCUUUCCAGAUCAGCGACGAGGCGAACGUCGUGACGUCCUUGAGACGCAAUGUCGACCUGACACAGAGAGAGGGCAGAGAGUGGUUGCAGGGGUGGGUGGGGGGAGGGGUGACGUGUCUGUGUGCACAUGAAGCAGUGUCCAGAUGGGUAGAGUGUGGGCGUGACGGCGGCCAGGUGGAGGGCGGCUGCCUGGGCCACGCCCGUCUCGAGCAUCGAGUUGAACAGAAUGGGAAUGCCAUAUAACUUGGCGACCCCUACACCCAUCCGGCCAUCCAUCCGGCCAUGAGUAAACAGCACAUCAGCGGGCUUUCUCGCUCUUGCGUGGACUUUUCUCCUCUCACUCACCGAUUGUUUCCAUGGCCUUGCUGAUGCCGCCGUUCUUGACGACUUUGACACUAAACACCCCACACCCUAAACACACAGAGACACACACACAGUGCCCGUCUGCUCCCGUCCGUCACUUUGCUUCAUCUCUUCUAUCACCUUGCUGCUGCGCAAAGUGGAGGGCGUCUUUGACAGUGACGAGGGACUCGUCUAUCGACAGGGGGAUGGACGUCUGUCUCUGGAGGGAGAUCAUGUCCUGCGGCCGCUCCUUCGACACGGGCUGCUCCACAAACAGCGGGCCCUUCGACUGCAGCGGCUCCAACCCACGCAACAGCUGAAUCGCCUCGUCCUUCGUGAAAGCUGCAUCCAUGGAAGAGGAGACACAGAGGGGUGGGAGGGAGGGAGCUGUGGAGGGGGCGCUGCCUUGGCCGCUUGCCUUGGUUUGCGUCGGGCACGAUAACGAGUUCCUUGCCGAGUUUCUUGCCGAAGCUCUCUCUGGCGGUGGCGAUGCGCUCUAUCUGCAUAUCUAUGUCCUUGAUGGCCCCCAUCCUGACACACAGACACACACACAGACGCAGACAGGCAGCCAAGAAGAAAUAUAUACAGGAUAAAGAUGUGACAACCGUGGCGCCCCUUUGCCCACUUGAACAUGAAGGUCCUGCACACCAAGGUUCCCCAGACAUGCACCAGCACAUCCAUCUCUCAUCGGUGCGUUGUGUUGGGUUCUUGCGCCACAUCUCACACACUCACUUGUAGCCCUCCUCGAUCUUCUUCUUCAUCUGUGCAGUGGGUGUCACAUCGUGUGGUGAGCACAUCGAUGGCCGGUGUGCCACCGCGCCCGCCCACCUCCUUUUUGUCCUUUUCAGGCUCCUGGUCGCCCAUGGGCCACAGCAGAUCCAGAGAGGUGCGGAGCGGCCCGCCCAGCAGCUGAUAGAUCGGCGCACCCAACUUCUUCCCUGCACCCAUCACACAACAGACACGAUGGAUGGAUGGAUGGAUGGUGUCGUUGGGUUACCGAGUAUGUCCCAGCACGCAAUGUCGAUGGCCGCUUUGGCUUGUGGGUUGCCGGGGAUGAUGGCGUCCAUGAUACGGUUGAUCUCGUUGACGUGCAG